CCAGUGGCGCGUGAGGACGAUUAAAACCUACAAACCAUGAUUGCAAACACCUAUUUUAAACAUAUUACAUACAUCGUACAUCUUCCCAGGGCGAUCUAGAUGGGAUGCAAUUAAGUGACGUGUCACCACUGAUAUCUUAUGAAACCGGAAAGAUAAAAACAUUGCGAAUAUGUUUAGCGCAUUUUCCGGAUUGCUUCAUUUUAUUUGGUAGCUUUGAGAAAGCAACGCACACUUUACUACCGACGAGCAAGACACGAACUGGCCACCUAGAGCCGUUUUGUGGAAUUUAUGGUGAAAUUUCCAUAUUGACAUUACCAUUUGGAUGGACUACUGUUUGGAUUUUUCUACGAUUAGACUUGCCUUGGCAUUCGAGAUGGGCUAUUUGACGUCACUGUUACAAAUCGUUGCUGCGGUCCAGUUGAGCCUUUUACCUGCACAGAGUUCUUCCUUAGUAAACAUAAACAGCACUGCUAAAGUGAUGCUGUUUCAAGAGGUUUGGGGGAAAAGCUUCUGCCGCACUAUAGAGAACUUAGUGGAAGUGGUUCAGGAGUACCCUGGGGAGGUGGAGCAUAUUUUCAGCCCCGCCUGCGUGCCAUUGGUCCGCUGCGCUGGUUGCUGUGGAGAUGAGAAUCUGGAGUGUCACCCUACGCUCACUUCUAACACCACCAUGCAAUUGUUAAAGAUCAGUCCAGCAGAGCAGGGCCAGGAAUAUGUGGAGAUGACCUUUGUGGAGCACAAAGCCUGUGAAUGUAGACUAAGAAAACAUACAACAAAACAAGACAGAUGGAAACCCAGAAACAGAGGGAGAAAAAGGAAGGAGAAAAAGAGAGCGAAAGAUUGUGACAAGUGUCAGCCUCCCCGUAGAUAAACACUGUCUCGCCGUGAUGCCAGCCAAUCGUGUGCAUCCGCCCCCUUCUGUGCGACCCUCACCGUCAUCAUCGUGAACUUAUGGAUACUGCCACUGCUCUGCACCCCACCAUCCCAGAUGCAGAGUUGUUAUGGUGAUGGGGCUUCUGUCAGCACAUGGGGGCCUUCCAGUCAUCUGUACAGGAAACUCGUGUUGUGCAGCUCUCUACAGAAGAAAAACAACCGAAGACCAAACCUAAAAUCUGGGACUGAAUUAAACCCUAUGGACUUAUAAUAUUAUAAUAUAAUAAGAUUGUUAUUUUAAUGUUUUAUAUUAGUUGUAGUGAAAGUAAUAUAGUAAUAGUAGUGGUAGUACUGGUUUCGCUACCAGCUUUUCCAAGUUUUCCCCUUUUAUUUAUUAAAAUCCACUGAAGUAAAACUGGUGCAUUCCAUUAAUCAAUAUAUUAACAAAGCCAUUGUGUAUUUGUUCAUAAAUCCAGAAGGAAGCGCAGAACAAAAUGUCAUCUCUUUAGAUUAUGUUACUGCUAUGCUAAGACUAUAUUACACUUUAAUUUUGUGAAAACCAUGUUAGACAAUCUUUUCAUACAUAGUAUUUUCUGUUUAUGUUCUAAAGCUUCUCUGUGGCUUUAGCCCUCGACUUGAGCAUUAAAUUGACAUACUGACCUCUAGUGGUAAUAAUAAAAUAAUUAUGUUCACAAUGUGUUCUUCGAAUAAUACUGAUCUGAAAGCCAUCCCAUUAUAAAAUAUAUCACUAUAAUAUUUCUACUUUGGCAAAACUAAAAGAUUUGAUGUGUGCAGUGUGUAAGGACAAAGACUUUGCUCUGAAAGGGCCAGUCAACAGGAACCGAGACGGACGUUCAUUACGAUAUGAGUGAAUGUUGGUGUUUUGAAUUAUUGUUUUGUCAGUGAAAAUGACAGAAUUUCCACACUUUGGACUCAGGUCUAUAAAGUGCCGGAAUUAAACCAAAGAAGCAUUAUUAUCUAUGCUGCUGACCCUAAAUAUAAAUACAAUAGUUUUCAC
Sinocyclocheilus anshuiensis is the source of this 1888-nucleotide messenger RNA. Its product is annotated as placenta growth factor-like. Gene Ontology annotation, cellular component: membrane. Lineage: Eukaryota; Metazoa; Chordata; Actinopteri; Cypriniformes; Cyprinidae. Gene Ontology annotation, molecular function: chemoattractant activity; growth factor activity; vascular endothelial growth factor receptor binding. The coding region runs from base 323 to 868 and encodes 181 amino acids. Gene Ontology annotation, biological process: positive regulation of endothelial cell proliferation; positive regulation of protein phosphorylation; positive regulation of angiogenesis. The transcript has 7 exons. The record is from RefSeq and is a predicted model, not a curated record.